Xenopus tropicalis (tropical clawed frog) is the source of this 1543-nucleotide messenger RNA. Lineage: Eukaryota; Metazoa; Chordata; Amphibia; Anura; Pipidae. The record is from RefSeq and is a predicted model, not a curated record.
UACUCCAGGAUGUUACCAUUACAGACUGCCUAUAGGAGUAGUAGUACGCGGUUCUCCGGUGUAGGUUUCGUUUACGCGCCGUUGUAGAAAGUUUAUAUAGUCGCUUUGAACGCGAGCGUUAUCUAGAGUUUACAGCCGCGCUUUGGGGUACAAAGAUGGCGGAUCAUAUGGCUUCGGUGGCCAUGUUGGACGUGGCUUGGCAGACUGGAGUGUAGUAUGUGCAAACUUCUAGCCGGACACCGGCAGUGAGCUGGGUACAGGACUCAGCCCUUGCGGCUGCACUUACAGGCAACAAUGAAGCUGAUAAGCAAAGACAUCGAAAAGGACAAUGCGGGGCAGGUGACAUUGAUCCCCGAAGAGGCAGAAGACAUGUGGCACACGUACAACUUGAUGCAGGUCGGAGACAGUCUGCGGGCGUCGACAAUCAGGAAAGUGCAGACUGAAUCCUCCACAGGCAGCGUGGGCAGUAACCGCAUUCGCACCACGCUCACCAUAUGCGUAGAGACCAUCGAUUUUGAUUCCCAAGCCUGUCAGCUGAGAGUCAAGGGAAUAAAUAUCCAGGAGAACCAGUAUGUGAAGAUGGGAGCCUACCAUACCAUAGAACUGGAGCCAAACCGCAAGUUCACACUGGCCAAGAAACAGUGGGACAGCGUUGUACUGGAGAGGAUUGAGCAGGCCUGUGACCCUGCAUUCAGUGCAGAUGUUGGCGCUGUAGUGAUGCAGGAGGGUCUGGCCCACAUCUGCCUGGUCACGCCCAGUAUGACACUUCUCCGAGCCAAGAUUGAGACCAGCAUUCCACGCAAGAGGAGGGGCAACUGUACCCAGCAUGAAAAGGCUCUAGAGAAGUUUUAUGAGCAGGUUAUGCAGGGAAUUCUGCGGCACAUCAACUUUGAUGUGGUAAAGGUGGUCCUUGUUGCCUCUCCCGGCUUUGUUCGGGAGCAGUUUUGCGAGUUCCUUUUCCUGCGAGCCGUGAAACAGGAUAUAAAGUUACUGCUGGAAAACCGCGGCAAAUUCCUACAAGUUCACAGCUCAUCCGGGCACAAGUACUCUCUCACAGAGGUUCUGUGUGAUCCAGCAGUGACAGCGCGCCUGGCAGACACAAAGGCUGCCUCCGAGAUAAAAGCGCUGGGCGAUUUCUACAAAAUGCUGCAGCAUGAACCAGACCGAGCGUUCUAUGGGAUAAAGCAAGUAGAAAAAGCAAACGAAGCUCUGGCCAUUGACAUCCUACUAGUUACUGACGAACUGUUCAGACAUCAGGACGUGCCGACGCGGACUCGCUACGUUAGACUUGUGGACAGCGUGAAGGAUAACGGGGGGACUGUAAGGAUCUUUUCCAGUUUACAUGUCUCAGGAGAGCAGUUAAACCAGUUGACGGGAGUGGCGGCCAUCUUGCGCUUCCCAGUGGCGGACCUCUCCGAUGAAGAGUCAAGCUCCGACGAUGAUUAGACUAAUUUAUUCUUGUAUUUCUGCUCCUCUGUUGGUUGCAAUUGGACACUGCCCAUGUUGUCACCGGGCAAAGAAAUAGAAAUCAAACUCCAUCUGA